Molecule: messenger RNA, 426 nt
Organism: Danio rerio (zebrafish)
Lineage: Eukaryota; Metazoa; Chordata; Actinopteri; Cypriniformes; Danionidae
Source: RefSeq, a predicted model, not a curated record
AUGAUCCACACUGGAGAGAAACCAUUCACAUGCACUCAGUGUGGGAAGAGUUUCAGCCAAUCAUCACACCUUAACUAUCACAUGAAAAUACACACUGGAGAAAAACGAUUCACAUGCACUCAGUGUGGGAAGAGUUUCAGGCAGUCAUCAUCCCUUACUCUACACAUGAUGAUCCACACUGGAGAAAAACCAUUCACAUGCACUCAGUGUUGGAAGAGUUACAGCCGAUCAUCACAUCUUUAUCAACACAUGAGGAUCCACACUGGAGAAAAACCAUUCACAUGCACUCAGUGUGGGAAAAGUUUUAACUUCUCAUCAACCCUUUAUAAACACAUGAAGAUCCACACUGGAGAGAAACCAUUCACAUGCACUCAGUGUGGGAAGAGUUUUAACUUCUCAUCAACCCUUUAUAAACACAUGAAGAUC